Messenger RNA from Trematosphaeria pertusa, 1019 nucleotides. Its product is annotated as HAD-like protein. Bases 81 to 938 code for a protein of 285 amino acids. The transcript is spliced from 2 exons. The record is from RefSeq and is a predicted model, not a curated record. NCBI's taxonomy places the organism in Eukaryota, Fungi, Ascomycota, Dothideomycetes, Pleosporales, Trematosphaeriaceae.
CUUUUAAGACGCGAGCUUGCCAGCUAGUUCAGCACAAUGAUACCCUCAUAGCACCCAGUGAACCCUCCACCAGCAUCACAAUGCCUCCCAAAACCCCUCCGAAAGCCAUCCUCUUCGACAUUGGCGGCGUCUGUGUCGUCAGCCCCUUCCAAGCCAUCCUCGACUACGAGCUGGAAAACGACAUUCCCGUUGGCUACAUCAACCACGCCAUCCAGCAGGGCCCACACGACACGGGCGCGUGGCAGCUCAUCGAGCGGGGCGAGGUCGAGCUCAACGACGCCUGGUUCCGCGCCUUCAAAGCGCAGCUCUCGCGCCCCGAGAUCUGGACCGCAUACUGGCGCAAACACUCCGUGACACAGAACGCCGGCGGCGUUCCCGCGGCGGCGGUAGAGCGCGUGCCGGCCGUCCCAGAUAUCGAUGCGAAGCGGCUGUUCUGGCGCAUGAUGCGCAUUAGUCGCACGCCGGACGCGUGGAUGUAUCCGGCGCUGAAGAGGCUGAGGCACAGCGGGCGCUUUGUCCUCGGCGCGCUGAGCAACACCGUGCAUUUCCCCACUGGCGUUCUCGACGACGAGGGCGUGCUGUUUGAGAAGGCGCUGCUGCAUCCGCCGCCGCCGCAUCCGCAUGCGGCCGAUUCGACGGAUAUUGCAGACUGCUUUGAUGUGUAUAUUUCGAGCGCGCAUGUCGGCGUUAGGAAACCAGAUCCUAAGGCGUAUGAGCUCGCGGUUAGGGAGCUGGGUAGGGUUGCGGAGCGGAAGGGGCUCGGGGAAGUGAGCGCGCGGGAUGUGCUGUUUUUGGAUGAUAUUGGGGUGAAUUUGAAGUGGGCGCAGAGGAGUGGGCUGAGGACUAUUAAGGUUAGUUUGGGGAGGACGAGGGAGGCGGUUAGGGAGUUGGAGGAAGAGACGGGGAUGCAGUUGUUGGAGGAGAAGAGUAGGCUGUGAGGAAGGGGGCAUGUCUAGGGGGGAGAAAUCUUGAAGGGAGUGGUAGCUAUGAGCCCCAAUCCUUUUUUUCAAAGCUGGUUA